AGUCCACCAUUGCCACAUUCUAAAGUUACUGCUAUUAAAGCCUGUGGUUAUACAAUAGUGAAUAAAAUAAUUUUACGAUACAAAGAACCACUUGUGAGCAAACACUAUAGUGAAAUUCGUCUACUUUGGAAGAAGAGUGAUGAACAGUGGCCUCUUGUACAUACUCACCCUUGGAUUCGUGGUGUUCAUGUAAUUGAGCAUUGGCCAAAGAGCCCUUCCAUCACAUCAGACUAUUAUAUUGUGUGGCUUGUUGAUGAAGAUGCAGAAGCAAUUGAAAGUGUUCCCAAUGACGAUGUCAAAAUAGCGAUAACUCUAUUAUUAGAGAAGUUUCUGGCUAAACCUCUUCCUGACCUUUUGGAUGUAAGAAUAAGUAAAUGGACAUCUUCAUAUACUUGUGGUAGCUAUUCUUAUAAUCCUGUACAUUGCCCAUUAUCUGUUAGAGAUGAUCUGUCAUCACCAUUGGAUGGUGUUGCACCUCUUGAAAUACUGUUUGCAGGAGAAGCUACAAGUUGUGAUCAGUAUUCUACCACUCAUGCUGCUUAUGAUACUGGGAUUAGGGAAGCAGAUAGACUCAUCAAAUACUAUCGCCACUAA
Molecule: messenger RNA, 594 nt
Organism: Gigantopelta aegis
Lineage: Eukaryota; Metazoa; Mollusca; Gastropoda; Neomphalida; Peltospiridae
Product: peroxisomal N(1)-acetyl-spermine/spermidine oxidase-like
Exons: 1
Molecular function (GO): polyamine oxidase activity
Source: RefSeq, a predicted model, not a curated record